GUUCAACGCUAUCAAAUAUUCGAGUUGUUGUUUUGUAUUUUCUCGCGACGAAUGUGACCAGUCCUGUGUUAUUUUGUAGUCUUCAGACGGAAACACAUCUGGCUGCCUUUAUGUCGCAACAAACCAUAGCGAGCCCCUCAGGCGGACUGGCAGCGAUAUUAACGUGUAGAGUGUUUUAAUGCGUUUCUGGGGAAUACACCUCGCAUCCUGAGUGUCCCGCGCUUGUCAGCAGAGCGUGUUUUCUCUCCAGCAUCAUGUCGUCUGGCGCUCCUGUGAUGAACGGCGACGUCGCUCGCUCCCCGACUCAGACCGGUACCCUGGAGGACACACUGCUGAUGAUGAACAACCUCAUCCGGGAAAACCGAGACUUGAAGGUGGCCCUGCGUGAUUCCAAUCAAACGAUGAAGGAGCGUUUUGAUGACCUGUCUGCUUGGCGAAAUAAGCAGCUGGAGGAACGGAACUUCCUGGAGUCAAGGUUGGACGAGGCUCGCGUUCGCAUUGAGACACUGACUUUGGACAACAAGGAGAUGAAGGACAAGCUGGAGGAGUCUGAGAGAGUAGCAGGAACCAAUGCAAACAGACCGAAACCGUCUUCGACAGCGGGACCCGAGCUUGAGACCUUAAAGACGUUGGUUGCUCGACUGCAAGCAGAGAAGAACGACCUGGUGGCCAUGAACUCUGAGCUGCAGCUCAAAGCUGACCAGGAAUCGCAAGAAGACUUUAUUGAGGUCAUCAAAGUGACGGACAGUAGUAGCUCCGAUGGUGUGAGCGAUUCAUGUGAAUCAGUGCGCAGGAGGCGACCAGAAUGGACGAGUGCAAUGGCGUCUCGGAUGGACAAUGAGGAGUUGACAGUGAGCCAACUGCUGCAGUCGCUAAGGAACGAGACCAAGAGGGCUGAGACAUUAGAGGCCCAGCUGAGGGCUUCUGUUGCCAAAAUCAGAGAGUUGGAGGAGGAGAAGAGUAAGGUUAUGGAAUCAACACAGACCAGUUUGACUCCUGAGGUCACCCAGGAAGAGGCCAACUCUGAGGUGGAGAACCUGAAGGCUCAGAUGAGGUCACUGUUCGAAGAGCUGCAGCAGGCUCAGAUCAAGCUAGACAAGGCGGAAAGCAUGAAAAAGAACCUGCAGGACAAGUACCGGGAGGUGGAGCAAGAUGUGGUGACCCUGAAGGCCCAGCUGAUGCAGAAACAGGCCGUCCAGCAGGAGAAUGAGCGGCUGAAGUUGCAGCUGGACAGCAUGCAGGCACAGAGUCUGAUCGAGCAGAGGAAGGCUGGGGAUGAGAGGAACAACUUGGCACAGCUGAAAGACGCGUACACCAAACUGUUCGAAGACUACAGCGAGCUGAAGGAGGAGAACAAGAAGCGGGAGGGUCAGUUUGUGAAGAAGGAGAUGGCAGAGCAGCUGCAGGAGCAGUUGACUGAGGCAGAAAAGGCACUUGCUGCCAAACAAGAGCGCAUCGACAUCAUGAAGCAGGAGCUCUACCAGAAGGAAAAGGACGAGGAGACCAUCUCUGUGUACAAGACUCAGGCCGAGAUCUACUCCUCUGACUUUUACGCCGAGCGAGAAGCGAGAACAAAACUCCAUGAGGAGAAAGAGCGACUGGCUACUCAGUUGGAGAUUGUCAGGAAGCAGAACAUGCAGCUGCAGGAAGAGAUGGAGUCGCUGAGCCGGCGGUCACUUAGUGAGAUCCAGAGGAGACAUGUGGGAGGGAAUGCAGCAGGGUCCUCCCUAGUGGGCCGAGGUCCUGACUGGCAAGACAACAUUCCUGAACAUGUGUGUCCUAAGUGCAACGAAAUCCUGCCGGACCUGGACUCCCUCCAGAUCCAUAUCAUGGACUGCAUCAACUAGAUGCCGCCGUCGCUACAGCCACCGCAGCAGCAAUCUUAGCACUUUAAUCUCUGUCUUCCUCUGCUUCUCUUCUUCUGCUCCUGCAGGGAUCAGUCAACAGUUUGAACUCUUCUUAACCCACAGAAAAACGCUGUAAUUUUUUAAGGCAUUUUUUGCUGUUAAUUUGAUUUGAGUUGCACAAGAAUGAAGGCUUGUGCUCACUGUUGAUGCCAUAACUUCACAUUUUAUAGUCACUUCCUUUUCUGGCCGAAAGAAUGAUUGAAGCUCAACCAGUUAAAUCAUGAAAUAUACCUCUAUUUAUCUUGGAUCUUUUGGGGUGUUAGGGAAGAAGAGCAAUUCAUGCCAUACAAGAUGUGUAAGCUUUGUUUAGUAAAAAGCUUCUUUUGAACUUUACGACAAACAAAAAUAAACCUAUAAAGAACCUUCUCCACA
Synchiropus splendidus (mandarinfish) is the source of this 2279-nucleotide messenger RNA. RefSeq names its product optineurin (gene optn). Gene Ontology annotation, molecular function: K63-linked polyubiquitin modification-dependent protein binding. The transcript has 13 exons. NCBI's taxonomy places the organism in Eukaryota, Metazoa, Chordata, Actinopteri, Syngnathiformes, Callionymidae. The record is from RefSeq and is a predicted model, not a curated record. The coding region runs from base 255 to 1847 and encodes 530 amino acids. Gene Ontology annotation, biological process: protein localization to Golgi apparatus; regulation of canonical NF-kappaB signal transduction; Golgi ribbon formation. Gene Ontology annotation, cellular component: cytoplasm; Golgi apparatus; nucleus.